Ophidiomyces ophidiicola is the source of this 1947-nucleotide messenger RNA. RefSeq names its product ATP-dependent DNA helicase II subunit 1 (gene KU70). The record is from RefSeq and is a predicted model, not a curated record. Gene Ontology annotation, biological process: cellular response to gamma radiation; double-strand break repair via nonhomologous end joining; telomere maintenance. Bases 1 to 1947 code for a protein of 648 amino acids. Gene Ontology annotation, molecular function: DNA helicase activity; telomeric repeat DNA binding; double-stranded DNA binding. NCBI's taxonomy places the organism in Eukaryota, Fungi, Ascomycota, Eurotiomycetes, Onygenales, Onygenaceae. The transcript has 6 exons. Gene Ontology annotation, cellular component: nucleus; Ku70:Ku80 complex.
AUGGCCGAGGGGGGUUAUACUCGUGAGGAUGAUGUUCUUGAAGAGGAGGAUGAGAUCGACGACACUGGCUAUAAAACUGUCAAAGAUGCCGUUCUAUUUGCUAUUGAAGUUAGCGAAUCUAUGCUAACACUAUCUCCGUACUCAACCUCGAAAAAGGCGCCCCCGGAAUCUCCGGCCACUGCCGCACUGAAAUGCGCCUAUCACCUGAUGCAGCAGCGCAUUAUAUCCAACCCACGGGACAUGAUUGGUGUCUUGUUAUAUGGAACAAAGACUUCAAAGUUUUAUAACGACGAUGAACAUGGGAGAGGAAGUCUCCCGUAUCCCCACUGUUACCUUUUCACAGACUUGGAUGUUCCGGCUGCAUCAGACGUUAAAGAACUGAGGGCAUUAGUGGAAGACGAAGAUAGAGCUGCAGAAGUCCUAGUCCAAUCAGAGGAGCCUGUAUCCAUGGCCAAUGUUCUAUUCUGCGCUAACCAAAUAUUCACUACCAAAGCCCCGAAUUUUUCGUCAAGACGGCUGUUUAUUGUAACAGACAAUGACAACCCGCACUCGCAGAACAAGGCAUUACGAUCCGCUGCGACGGUGCGCGCUAAGGAUUUAUAUGAUCUUGGUGUUACUAUUGAAUUGUUUCCUAUCUCAAAACCUGACUCGGACUUUAAUAUGUCGAAGUUCUACGACGAUAUUAUAUAUAGAUCCUCUUCUACUGAUCCAGAGGCACCUGACAAUUCUCACAUGUCAUCAACUACCACUAGUGGUGCAGACGGAAUAUCAAUAUUAAAUAGCCUGCUAUCUUCGAUCAAGUCAAAAUCGGUCCCCCGUCGUGCUUUAUUCUCCAAUGUUUCUUUGGAGAUUGGCCCCGGUUUCAGUAUAUCUGUAACAGGAUUUCUUAUAUUUAAACGGCAAGAGCCGGCUAGAAGCUGCUUCGUAUGGCUUGGGGAUGAGACACCUCAGAUAGCUAAGGGAGUAACAACACAACUUGCGGACGACUCGGCCCGUGAGGUAGAAAAAUGGGAAAUCAGAAAGGCUUAUAAAUUCGGAGGUGAUCAUAUUUCAUUCACGCAGGAGGAGCAGAGCACGCUGAGGAACUUUGGCGACCCUGUUAUCCGUGUUAUUGGAUUCCGCCCAAUGUCAUCACUUCCAAUCUGGGCUUCCACCAAGCAUCCUACCUUUAUAUACCCUUCCGAGGAAGUUUUUGUUGGCUCCACCCGAGUCUUUUCGGCAUUGCAGCAGACUUUGUUAAAGAAAGAAAAAUACGCACUUGUGUGGUUCAUUCCCCGAAAAAACGCAGCCCCUGUUAUGGCGGCAAUGAUUCCAGGCACAGAGAAGCUGGAUGAUAAUGGCACACAAGUAAUGCCUCCGGGAAUGUGGAUUCUACCAUUGCCUUUCGCAGAUGAUAUACGCCAAAAUCCAGAAACACAUAACAUUGUCGCACCGGAAACCUUAAUAGACAAAAUGAGAGCUGUCAUAGAAAUGCUAAAACUUCCCAAGGCCCGCUAUGAUCCCUUGAAAUACCCGAACCCUUCACUACAAUGGCAUUACCGUAUUCUUCAAGCAUUGGCCCUUGACGAAGACCUUCCAGAAAUACCUGAAGAUAAAACAAUUCCUAAGUACAAACAAAUUCACAAGCGUGUUGGCGAAGAUGUGAUAGCUUGGGGACAAGAACUAGAAAUUCAUUACCGCCUGCUUGAGCGACGGCAGCCCGCUACAUCAACCUUGGUAAAACGGCCUGCACCUAGCAAAAGGGAUAAUUCCACCGAGAGAACUACAAAGAGAGUAAAAACUGAUGGUCCCGCAGCUGAUGUAGUGAAGUUGCAUUAUGAAGAAGGAAAUUUGAACAAGCUUACAGUGGCAGUUCUGAAGGAGUAUUUGCUAGGUCAAGAUCUUUCGGGGGCUGGUAAAAAAGCGGAUCUAAUUGACAGAAUUCAGAUGUUUUUGGGGAGUAGGUGA